This is a messenger RNA of Anoplopoma fimbria (sablefish), 3279 nucleotides long. It is a transcript of the gene dolk, whose product is annotated as dolichol kinase. The transcript has 2 exons. Gene Ontology annotation, cellular component: endoplasmic reticulum membrane. Gene Ontology annotation, molecular function: dolichol kinase activity. Gene Ontology annotation, biological process: dolichyl monophosphate biosynthetic process. Bases 251 to 1843 code for a protein of 530 amino acids. NCBI's taxonomy places the organism in Eukaryota, Metazoa, Chordata, Actinopteri, Perciformes, Anoplopomatidae. The record is from RefSeq and is a predicted model, not a curated record.
CUUUUUUACGGCUGCAUCACGUGACCCGGCUGUCAAACAUGGCCCCCUCCUUCUGGGUGUGAAUGAAACGACAGCUGACAAAGGAAAGAAAUCUGUCAAAAAGGGACGCCGCCGACUCAUCUAAACACCGCAGCUCUGUGCAGAAAACGCAGCACCUAUGUGGAUGGAGUGUGCCAGAGAGAGGAAGUGACAGAAGAAGUCCUUCAUUGUUGCAGACCAUCUGUUCAGAUCAAACCCGUCCUCCCUCCUCAUGAGUCUCCAACCUGCAGCCAUGCUGAUCAACCCAGCGCUGGUGGAGUCCUCUGUAGUCUUCGCCGUGUUGCUGUGCGUCCACAUGGCGCUCUGGAACCAGCACUCUUGGUGCUGCAUAGCCCUCUUCAUCCAGGCCUUCUACGUGCAGCACAAAUGGGACCGCCUGCUCAGGUCGGGGGGCGCCGUGUUCCAGUUCCGUCCCACGGCGAACAGCGGCAUCGUCCCGGCCUCCAUGGUGAUGCCUCUGCUGGGCUUGGUGCUGAAAGAGAAGUGCUCGGCCUCGGGGAAUGUCUACUUUGAGCGCUUCUCCAUGGUGGUCACCAUCACGGGCAUGAUGCUGGCUCUGUUCCUCUCGUUGAUCGCGCUGGGCAUCACCAGGCCUGUGCCCACCAACACUUGCGUGAUCGCAGGCGUGGCCGGUAGUGCGAUUCUGUACACGGCCAAACAGACGCUGACGGUAUCCGAGGUCAUCGAGGUCCUGGAGGUUCUGUUGAUCUUCGUUUACCUCAGCCUGAUUGUGCUCUACCUGCUACCGCGCUCCUUCACGCCCGGAGAGGCGCUCCUCAUCGUCGGUGGGAUCAGUUUCAUCGUCAACCAGCUCAUCAAGCGUUCCCUGAACCUGGCGGAGGUCAAAGGUGAUCCAGUGAACUACUUCCUGCCGGUCAUCGUGGUGGGUUCGCUCUUACUGGGUGUUUUCUUCGCCCUGCUCUUCUGCUUCAUGGAGUCCGAGACCUGGGUCUCAUCACUUUUCUUCCACAUGAUGACAGCCGUUCUGGGUCUGGGCAUCCUCAUGCCGUGGCUCUCCCUGUUCAUCGGCCGCCACCCCAUCAUGUGGCUGUUGGACUUCAUCACGUUAAAUGACCGGAGACUCUGUCUGCUGGGGUACUGGGUGUUUCUGGCUGUUGUGGCCACUUGUGUUGUGCUACACCAGAACUACCAGCGCCAGUCCGGCUCCAAGAAGCACCAGGCCUCCACUGUGGUCAGAAAGUACUUCCACCUGAUCGUGGUGGCCACGUAUGUUCCGGGUCUGGUGUACGACAGGCAGCUGCUCCACGUGGCGUCGGUGGGCUGCUUGGCGUUUUUCCUCUUCCUGGAGUACAUGCGUUACUUUCGGAUCAGGCCGCUGGGUCAGCUCCUCAGACAGCUGCUCACUUUGUUCCUGGAUGAGCGGGACUCCGGGCCUCUUAUUCUGACCCACGUCUACCUGCUGAUCGGCAUGUCUCUGCCCAUCUGGCUGUUCCCCGGGCCCUGCGCCCCUAAGGGGAUUCUACCCGGUGCAGGCGGCCUGGUGCCGUACGCGGGUGUGCUGGCCGUGGGGGUCGGAGACACUGUGGCGUCCGUGUUCGGCAGCACCAUGGGGGAGAUCCGUUGGCCCGGCACUAAGAAAACCAUGGAGGGGACGGCGACAUCCGUGUUCGCCCAGAUCAUCGCCGUGGCCAUGUUCCUCAUCUUUGACGGGAGCAUCAAUCUGAACUCCACCUACUCGUGGAUUGUUGGCUCCAUCACUCUGGUGGCCAUGCUGGAAGCCUACACCUCCCAGAUAGACAACCUCCUACUCCCACUCUACCUCUUCAUCCUGCUGUUGCUUUGACCGGACAGAUGGCACAAAAAAAAAAAAGAUCACUCCCACUCUCCUCAGAUCUUUCUAGGGGGAAGAAAGAUUGAUAAGUUUGAAGAAAUAUGAAAGAAAUUGAUAGAAGAAGUAAAAUAAGUCUCUUGUGAAAUGGUCAGCACUACAAUGGAGCACUAAAUAAAUCAGCUUCUUACUUUAUGUGGCAGUGGACAUGAUGUUAGCAUGACAUUACAGUCUGUGGCCCUCAGAUCGUCAUUUCGGUAUCAGUUUCUUUGAGGAAAGAGACGAUCAUUUCAGAAGAACUUACUGAGAAAUGUGGAUAAGAGCUGCUAAUAUUCUUUGAGCUGCGUCUGUAGAGGCAGGAGGUGGUGUUUGGUUUCUCUGCGCGUUACCGUCCCGACGCCAACAACUCCUGAAUUAUACAACAGGAGAUUAGCAAAGUGGAAAAUGUCCUUUAAAGACUCGUUGACGGCACAGACACUCCUAAAUGGCACGUUAUGAUCGCCCUAUCUUGUGCCCCCUUUUUCUUUUGCAAACGGACACACAGCUCUGUAUUGCCUUUGAAGAACAUGAUUUAAAGUUAGCUUAUUGAUGAUCUUUUUCCUCAACAUUUUUUAUUAUGAGAUGAUGUCGCCUCCCUCCCCCGAUGGCAAUAUGAAGGACUUACUGCUGAGAGUAUUUGCCUUAAGAAGUAUAUUUUCUAUCACACGUUACCUACUAUUGUAGAUGAAAGCAUGACGGCCCCUCUCUCAACUCUUCUUUAUAAGGGCUGAUUCAUACUUCAUAUGCUCUUGCAUGACACUAAUGUGAAAUUCCGUACUGUAACACGUACACAGGUAUCCUAGACUAUAUUUUUGUCUGAGGUUUGAUGGGACCCUUUAGAGGUAACCUUAAUAAAUACAUUUCCUUGUGACACUGAGCCUUCAAACCCCGGCAUAUAUUUGGAUCCUGUAGAUAAGCGUUGGGCCAAAAUGAUGAACACAAGCCCCUUUUCUUUAUAAUGUCUUUCUUUUGCAACAAUUUAUCAAAUUUAUUUAAUAUUUGCUCCACAGAAAUAUCCACAAAAAUGCCACCAGGUUUCAUCGCAUCGUUCUUGAAAGAAGACGCUACAAUUUAUAACCUGGAACUUGUUUUUUUCAGAAUGAAUUAAUUACCAGCCUUAAUGAUUAUGUUUAUCUGUAAGAGUUCUUUGGUGUUUUUUUCCAUGUUGAUUCAAUUUAUAAGCAUGUUCCUACUAGUAUUUUGUUUUUGCAAUCAUCCUUACAGUUUUUAAAAAUGUAAUAUAGCAUGUCGAAUGCAUCAGAGAAGAAAAUUGCCAUGGCUCCUAUUUUAUUCAAUUUGUUUAACACAUAUUUAAUGAUUCAGAAGCAGGACCCGUGUGACUGACUCAGUGAUUGAAAACACAUUAAUUAUUUUGGUUUGAUUUAAAAAAAAAAAAAAAAAUACACAUAAAA